AUGCGUCUUUCUCUCUCGCGGCUUUCGCCGAGAGACCUCAAGCCAUACGCAGCCGAAUUCCUCGGGACCGGGUUGAUAAUUGUCAUCGGUGACGGUGUGGUCGCCCAGGCUUUGCUUUCCGACUACCAGUAUGGCACCUGGCUUUCUAUUAACCUGGCCUGGGCGGCGGCAGUCUGCUUGUCCGGCUAUCUAGCCACUCCCAGUCCGGCCUGCAAUCCAGCUAUUUCUAUCAUCAUGGCCUUGAUCCGACCGCAGCCUGACCAGUGGAAGAAAAUUCCAGGCAAGUUGCUUGCUCAGUUCUUGGGAGGCUUCGUGGGCGCUCUCCUCGUUUACAUCAACUACCGUUCCGCUAUCUUGGCCUGGGAUCCUGAGUACACAAUCCCGGGAGGCUCGAUCCUGAGUCCUCGAGGCCAUCACUCGGCCGGGAUCUUUUGCACCUAUCCGGCCGCUUUCUUUUCUUCGAACUGGGAGGCCGCCUUUAACGAAGUGCUGGGGGCGGCCGUGCUCAUGUUUGGUGUCCUGAGUGUGUCCGACCCUGCCAAUGCGCAUCGCUUCCAGUCGCCUCAGCUCUCGAUGUUCCUGCUCCUCGUUGCCAUUGGCGCUGCUUUGGGCUGGCAGACAGGUUACGCGAUUAACCCGGCCCGUGACUUUGGUCCACGGCUCUUCUCGGCAUUUCUUUACGGUCAGGAAGUGUUCACAGCGGCAAACUACUACUUUGUCGUGCCACUGUUUGCGCCUUUUAUUGGCUGUUUUGUGGGUGCGUCGGUGUACGAUUCAUUUCUCUACGAGGGUUCCGGAUCGCGCAUUGCAGACGCCCUAGACAAAGCAGCUGAUCGAAAUGGCGAGCUUCGAUUGGAUUAA
This is a messenger RNA of Aspergillus nidulans FGSC A4, 861 nucleotides long. RefSeq lists its product as uncharacterized. The coding region runs from base 1 to 861 and encodes 286 amino acids. The transcript is spliced from 2 exons. The record is from RefSeq and is a predicted model, not a curated record. Gene Ontology annotation, molecular function: channel activity. Gene Ontology annotation, cellular component: membrane. Gene Ontology annotation, biological process: transmembrane transport. NCBI's taxonomy places the organism in Eukaryota, Fungi, Ascomycota, Eurotiomycetes, Eurotiales, Aspergillaceae.